AUGACUACUGCCGUGGAAUCCGAAUCCAAAACUAUUUACAAGGCUGAGAAGACUUCAGCGACUCCUAUCUAUGUCAUGAAGAUCAGUCAGAUCCCAUACGGGUUCUUUGAGAUGGAAAUGUUCCAAUAUUUCUCUCAGUUCGGAAGAGUUUUGAGAGUAAGAAUUGCUAGAAGUAAUAAGACAGGAUACUGCAGAGGAUACGGAUAUGUUGGAUUUGAAAACAAAGAUGUUUGUGAAAUCGCUUCUGAAACUAUGGAUGGUUAUCUCAUGUUCGAGAAACGCUUAGCAUGCACUGUUUUGGAUGAAGUUCCACGUGUUAUGUUAAGUGGCCCAGUGAUGAAAAAACCACCACGUAUGAAGGAAAGUGCUAAGCGACACGUUGCUAAGAUAUACAAGAAACGUGCCCCUGAAAGAGAAGUUGAACUAAAGAAAAAGAGAAAGGAUCAGAACGAAAAGAGAGUCAAGAAACUCCAAGCACUUGGAAUUGAUUAUGAUUUGGGAGCUGUCCCUUCGUACACCACUAGUAUCGCGAAGGAAUCUUGUGAUGACGAGUCAUCUCCAGCAGUUAUUGAAACUCCAGUUAAAUCAACUCCAGCCAAGUCACAAACACCAGCUAAAAAUCCUGCUCAAGCCAAACUUCAAGCUAAAGCUAAGCCUCAGACUCCAGUACAAGCUAAGCCGCAGACUCCAGUUCAUGCUAAGCCACAGACUCCAGUACAGGCUAAGCCACAGACUCCAGUACAAGCUAAGCCACAGACUCCAGUACAAGCUAAGCCACAGACUCCAGUAAAUGCUAAGCAACAGACUCCUGCUAAAGCUAAGCAACAAACUCCAGCUCAGGCUAAGCCUCAGACCCCUGUUCAAGCCAAGGUUCAAACUCCAGCCAAAUCUCCCGCUCACGUAGAAACCCCGGCCAAGACUUCAGCUGAAGUUUCCAACAAAACUCCUGCAAAGACGCCAGCUAAGGCUCAGCAGAAAACUCCUUCUAGAACUCCAGCCAGAACUCCAGCCAGAAAUAACGCCAAGACUCCAGCCAAGACUCCAGCCAAGAGCGACAUGUCAACUCCUAAGAUCAAGACACCGGGUAGUGAUGUUCCAAGAAGAAUUACAAGGAGUGCCGCCAGAAAACAGAUGAACAAAUCCCCUGGAACGAAAUCUCCUGGAGCCAAGACAGCCACCCCUGUUUCAAACGUGAAACGCGGAUGCAAGGUCACAUAA
Molecule: messenger RNA, 1218 nt
Organism: Auanema sp. JU1783
Lineage: Eukaryota; Metazoa; Nematoda; Chromadorea; Rhabditida; Rhabditidae
Source: the annotation of a GenBank genome assembly